AUGCCGAACUUCUAUCGCGAAAACCGUUUAGUCUUCGACAUAGUAACAUGGAAGUGGAAUAGUGAGAAGUCAACUGAGACACGAGGACGAAAGAGAAGCCAACCCGACUCUGCCGACAUAUCCUCGAAUGGCCUGGACGGUGAGCACGAUGAACCUGAAGACGGCCUGAAGAUAUGGGGUUACAUGCCAGGGCAUGUUCACUAUAAUAUAGGUAACGCUAAUGGCGAGCCAUCGCUCAAGAAGGAGAAUUCAGAAGGUUCCGACAAGUCGGACGCCGUGGGGCGUGUGCUGAGUGCAAUACCUCCUAGAUCUAUCACAGAUGCUAUCGUGAACCAUUUCCUUUCGGUUGUCAACUACCGGUACAGCGCCAUCUACGCCCCCACCUUUACCGACCAGUAUGUGCAAUGGUGGUUCGACCGUGUUAAUGGCCGGAGUCUUUCACCAGAGUUUACCUGUUUGCUACUUAGAGUGCUCUCGUACUCAGUGCAAUACCUCACUCCCGAACUUCGAAAGAUGAUCGAAUUUGAGAUGGCUUGCACCCCCCAGACCAUGACAGACAGCUUCCAUGAGGCCGCUGAACAGCUAAGUAAAAGUUUUUCGGCCUCAAAUACAUGCAUAGAAAGAGUGCAAGAACUCUUUUACAAAGGUGCCUGGCUGAAAUCAGAGUCACGCAUCGUGGAAUCAUGGCACUCGCUCGGAUGUACUAUUCGGGAAGCUCAAGAGCUUGGCCUCGACAAAGAAUCCUCACACGCCGGACUCCCUGAGUUUGAUGCUGAGAUACGUCGCCGAUUAUGGACUUUGCUGUACAUUUGGGAUUGGCAAAUGUCCGCAUGGCUAGGAAGACCGCAUUUGAUCGACCAAAAGGACUUGUCUUUCGAGUUCCCUAACCUACGCCUUGACUCAGUGGGAUCUGAGCCUAACCUUCUCUCGCCGUUUGCUCACAUAGCACUCCAGGCUCAUAUAGCCCGACGGAUAGCACCUCUGAUGGGGGAUGUCCAGGUCAUCAGCGAUCUGUCUCCCGAGCAAGUGUCCAGGGCCCUGCAGGAGAUACGUACAUUCAUCGAUGAGCUUCCUCCAGUAUUUCGCAUAGAAGAUCCCGACCUAAGCCUAGACGAGGCUCACCCAUACUAUGUCUUCCAGCGUUAUCAGCUACACGUCGUUAUCCACAUAGCGAUGCUCGAUCUACUGAAGCCCUACCUUACCGGCGAUCCGAGGAAUCCCAAGACUUCGCACGAUGCAAAGCUACGCAAAGAGGGUGUGGAGAUAGCACUGAAGAUGCUCAACAUCGCGCGAUUGCUCUUCAAUCACGAGUUUCCGAUCAACGCGAAGUUUCACAUGGUCGUUUUCGCCAUCUUCGACACUGCGACAACUCUUUGCUCGGCCAUCAUUCACGAUGUCGACGAAGUAUUGCCCCAUCGUGAAAGAGUCAUGGAUGCGGUAGAGAGCGCACUCGACAUGCUUCAGCAACUCAGCCACACCACAAAGCUAGGCGCAUCGUCUUAUUGGUUCUUAUUCAAGCUCGUGCAGGCCGCGCCGGUGCUAUCGCAAUAUGCCCCGAUCACCAAACGCCAGCGGACAUUGAAGAGGUUAGACUCUAGCAAAUUGGGAUCAGAAGUACGAACCCUGCUGCCAGAGCAACCGCUGCCUACAACUUCCGCGCCUGUGAUGGAACCAGAAGCGAAGCCGGUCGCUCCCGCGUUCGAUCCUGUGCCGGUCCCAGAAGUCGCGACUACAGACGAUCUCUCGUUCGACAUGGAGCAAUUCCUGGCACAAAAUCCUUGGGGGAGCUCGUCUAGCCUAGACAUCGGGGGUAUGGAGGUUGUUUGGGACUGGGAUGAACUCAACCUUGACUUCGGAUUGAUGAACAACGACGCAAACAACAAUAGGCCUCAAUGA
Messenger RNA from Paraphaeosphaeria sporulosa, 1896 nucleotides. RefSeq lists its product as uncharacterized. Lineage: Eukaryota; Fungi; Ascomycota; Dothideomycetes; Pleosporales; Didymosphaeriaceae. The transcript is spliced from 3 exons. The record is from RefSeq and is a predicted model, not a curated record. Bases 1 to 1896 code for a protein of 631 amino acids. Gene Ontology annotation, biological process: DNA-templated transcription. Gene Ontology annotation, molecular function: DNA binding; zinc ion binding. Gene Ontology annotation, cellular component: nucleus.